Podospora anserina S mat+ is the source of this 1404-nucleotide messenger RNA. RefSeq lists its product as uncharacterized. NCBI's taxonomy places the organism in Eukaryota, Fungi, Ascomycota, Sordariomycetes, Sordariales, Podosporaceae. The record is from RefSeq and is a predicted model, not a curated record. Bases 1 to 1404 code for a protein of 467 amino acids. The transcript has 2 exons.
AUGCUCAUCUCCAUGCCCAGUCCCCGCCAGCUCAUCACCAUCCUCUCCGCCGCCCUCGCCAGUCUCCUCAUCCUAAGCCUCAUCAUCCCCUCAAGCCGCGACACCGUCCGCGACCUCGUCCGCGAAAAGCUCCCCGGCGUCGACAACAAACCCUCCUCCAACAACGAAGAAAAGCGACCCAAAUACAAACCCACACCAACCUACACUCCUCCUCCAGUAAAAGAAAACUUCCCCCUCCUCGCGACAUCCACCCCGCCCCCGAUCCCAAAAUGGAACGUUCCUCCCCCCGACCUCCACCAGGAAUACGAUCUCCCCGUCGCGCCCCCCCUCUUGAUCGGAUUCACACGCACCUGGCCUCUGCUCCAACAAGCUGUGGUAUCCUACAUCACUGCCGGCUGGCCCCCAAGCCAGAUCUAUGUUGUUGAAAACACGGGGGUCCAACAGUCGAAUGUCAGGGGUCAACUCUCGCUUCAAAACCCCUUUUACCUCAACCACGCCGCGUUGAAGAAACUGGGCGUCAACGUCGUCACCACUCCGACACUUUUGUCUUUUGCCCAGAUGCAGAAUUUUUUCUUGAGUUUGACAUACACCCACAAAUGGCCUUACUACUUUUGGUCGCACAUGGACGUCGUAGCCUACGCCUACGAAGACGGGAAGCCGGGUCUGAGCGGGAAAUACAACGAGAAGAACUACAAAUCCCUGUACGAACUCGCUCUUGUUGCGCUGAAGGAAGCAAGAGAGAAGGAUGAUAGGUGGGGAAUCAGGUUUUUUGCUUAUGACCAUCUCGCGCUGGUGAACCCAGCUGCGUUUGAGGAUGUAGGAGGAUGGGAUACGCAUAUCCCUUAUUAUAUGACUGAUUGUGAUAUGCACUCCAAGUUGAUUAUGAGGAACUGGACGCAGAAGGAUGCCAAGGCGGGGAUUAUCACCGAUGUGGCGAGCGCGCUGGCGGAUUUGAGUGUUUUGUAUAGACUGGAGGGGGGGCCGGAGCCGAGUUUUGUUGAUCCAAAUCCGCCUCCGCCGAAGAAGGAGGAAAAGGAGAGGAGGGGGAAGAGUAGGAUUAAGAGGGUGGGUUAUGGGGAGGAUGGGGGGCCGUUGCCGGCGGAUAGAGAUAAGAGGGAGGAGGAUCCGAAUUGGAGGAAGUGGAGGAAUUUGGUUAUUACGGCUGAUAAGCAGUUUCAACAUAAACAUGGGGAUAGGGAGAGGAAUACUUGGCAACUUGGGCAGCAGGGUGGGAAGGGGGAGCCGUUUUAUUAUCCGGCCGUUGGGUUGGCAAAGUCGAUUGAGCUGAUGACGGAGACGGGGAGGGAGGUUUUCAGGCAGAAGUGGGGACAUAGAGGGUGUGAUUUGGUUUCGGGGGCUAAGUUGAAGUAUGAUGAUGCUUGGAUGGUGGAGAAGGAUUGGUAG